Molecule: messenger RNA, 4536 nt
Organism: Macaca mulatta (Rhesus monkey)
Lineage: Eukaryota; Metazoa; Chordata; Mammalia; Primates; Cercopithecidae
Gene: ZBTB5
Product: zinc finger and BTB domain containing 5
Biological process (GO): regulation of transcription by RNA polymerase II
Molecular function (GO): protein binding; RNA polymerase II cis-regulatory region sequence-specific DNA binding; DNA-binding transcription factor activity, RNA polymerase II-specific
Source: RefSeq, marked provisional
CAGGUCUGGACGUUCCCACCUCCUCUGACACUGCCGAGUCCGAUCGGAGAGGGGUCACCGCCUCCUUCAGCGAGGAGGAGGGGGGCGGAGCCCGGCUCAGAAUCAUGGAUUUUCCUGGUCACUUUGAACAAAUCUUCCAGCAGCUGAACUACCAGAGACUUCAUGGCCAGCUCUGUGAUUGUGUCAUUGUGGUAGGGAAUAGACACUUUAAAGCCCACCGCUCCGUGCUGGCGGCAUGCAGCACGCAUUUCCGAGCCCUGUUCUCAGUGGCAGAAGGAGAUCAGACCAUGAACAUGAUCCAGCUGGAUAGCGAGGUGGUGACAGCAGAGGCCUUUGCUGCACUGAUUGACAUGAUGUAUACCUCCACCCUCAUGCUGGGGGAGAGCAAUGUUAUGGAUGUCUUAUUGGCAGCCUCUCACCUGCAUUUGAACUCUGUUGUUAAGGCAUGUAAACAUUACUUAACGACAAGGACGCUGCCCAUGUCUCCCCCCAGUGAGCGCGUUCAGGAGCAGAGUGCCCGCAUGCAGCGCUCCUUUAUGCUACAGCAGCUGGGACUAAGUAUUGUGAGCUCAGCCCUCAAUUCUAGCCAGAAUGGCGAGGAGCAGCCAGCCCCCAUGAGCUCUUCCAUGCGCAAUAACCUGGAUCAGCGCACGCCCUUCCCCAUGAGACGCCUUCAUAAGCGCAAGCAGUCUGCAGAAGAGCGGGCCAGGCAGCGCCUCCGACCCUCCAUGGAUGAGUCUGCCAUUUCAGAUGUUACACCGGAGAAUGGGCCUUCGGGGGUUCAUUCUCGGGAGGAGUUCUUUUCACCAGAUUCUCUGAAAAUUGUGGAUAAUCCUAAAGCUGAUGGAAUGACUGAUAACCAGGAAGACAGUGCGAUCAUGUUUGAUCAGUCUUUUGGCACUCAAGAAGAUGCCCAGGUGCCCAGCCAGUCUGAUAACAGUGCUGGCAACAUGGCACAGUUGUCCAUGGCCUCUCGGGCAACUCAGGUUGAGACUAGUUUUGAUCAGGAAGCUGCAACUGAGAAAAGUAGUUUUCAGUGUGAAAAUCCUGAGGUUGGCCUUGGUGAGAAGGAGCACAUGAGAGUGGUGGUUAAAUCUGAGCCCCUGAGCUCGCCUGAGCCUCAGGAUGAAGUGAGCGAUGUGACCUCACAAGCAGAAGGCAGCGAGUCUGUAGAAGUGGAAGGAGUUGUGGUCAGUGCCGAGAAGAUAGACCUCAGCCCUGAAAGCAGUGAUCGGAGUUUUUCAGACCCCCAGUCUAGCACAGACAGGGUAGGUGAUAUCCACAUUUUGGAGGUCACAAAUAACCUAGAGCAUAAGUCCACUUUUAGUAUUUCAAAUUUUCUUAACAAGAGCAGAGGAAAUAACUUUACUGCAAAUCAGAACAAUGAUGAUAAUAUCCCAAACACCACUAGUGACUGCAGGCUGGAGAGUGAGGCCCCCUAUUUGUUGAGUCCAGAGGCUGGGCCUGCAGGUGGGCCCUCCUCUGCCCCUGGCUCCCAUGUAGAGAACCCAUUUAGUGAACCUGCAGACUCCCACUUUGUCAGACCUAUGCAGGAGGUGAUGGGCCUGCCGUGUGUGCAGACUUCAGGCUACCAAGGAGGAGAACAGUUUGGGAUGGACUUUUCCAGGUCUGGUUUGGGCCUCCACUCCUCCUUCUCCAGGGUAAUGAUAGGUUCCCCAAGGGGAGGAGCCAGUAACUUUCCAUACUAUCGCCGCAUAGCUCCCAAAAUGCCAGUUGUAACUUCUGUCAGGAGCUCACAGAUCCCAGAAAACUCUACCAGUUCCCAGCUAAUGAUGAAUGGAGCUACAUCCUCAUUUGAAAAUGGCCAUCCUUCCCAGCCUGGCCCUCCACAAUUGACCAGAGCAUCUGCAGAUGUUCUGUCAAAGUGCAAGAAGGCCUUAUCAGAGCACAAUGUUUUGGUUGUAGAGGGAGCUCGCAAGUAUGCCUGCAAAAUCUGCUGCAAAACUUUUCUGACUUUGACAGAUUGCAAGAAACACAUCCGUGUUCAUACAGGUGAAAAGCCCUACGCCUGCCUGAAGUGUGGCAAGAGGUUUAGUCAGUCCAGCCACCUGUAUAAGCACUCAAAGACUACCUGCCUGCGCUGGCAGAGCAGCAAUCUUCCCAGCACUUUGCUCUAGCUGUUUGUCCUUUCAAGACAACGCUGAGGCCAGUUGUCGGACUGAAUUUCUUUUGGUAAGCAGUUAAUGCCUUUGGGUUCGAGGCUUCUAGCUGCCCAGUGGCUCUUAAACAGUUUAGCAACUAAUAACCAGAGAACUAACAUGUAGUAGUUGUGCUGCUGCAUUUCUGAAUCAAGUGCACGUCUUGGGAAAGGGAUGCAAUCCCUGAAACCAGGUUCUUCCUUAGGGUUGGGUAAUGCAGUCAGAAAGUAGUUUGUAAUUGAUGUUGAGAGUGGCACAUUUAAAAAUUUUAAAGUUGAAGUGCAAAAAAAAUUUUCUAGCAAUUUUUGUAAAACUGUGUAGCAUUUAAAUUUCCUAUACCUUCUGAUGGGAAUAUUAUAUCCCUGUACAGUGAUGCAAAAUGCACUUAUGUGUAACCAGUGGUGAUUUGGUGCCUGUCUUAAAGGAAGGCCUUUGAGGACACGCCUGUCUGCCACAAAUGCUUUAAAGUGUAUCCUGAGCUAGUCCUAGGCCUCAGAAAGUACUGUAUUUUUUAUUUUUACCUGAUUUGCAGUCACACACACUGCACUUUGGUGCUGACACUGGGUCCAGAGUGAGCAUUCUCUUGGACUAUUAGGUGUAUAUACUUUUGAAUACAUCACUGUUGGAUAGAUGUUUUAACAGUUUUUUCUGGUUUAAAAACCAAAUUGUAAAUGGAGUAUGUACUUGUAGAGAGUGACAAGGUAUUGUUUCCGUAUGUGCUGUUUGAGCAGUAUUUUAACCAACUUGUAUUACAGAUGUUACAGUUCUAUGUUAGGAAGUCAGAAAAGAGCUUGUGUUUGUCUUUGUUCUGAUGACGUGGAGUCGUUUUGUGGGGUCUUCCAUGGCACCUUUACCCAUUGCUCCAUCCAGAUGCUGAGGGCCAGUCUAAGCUGACACAUCCUACCCCAGGACAAGCCUGUUCUCCAUUUCUUCACUCUUCCCUCCCCAUAUAGCAGCUCUCCCAGGUUUACUGUUUUCGAUGACAAAUUAACCAAAAAUGCCCCCACACGGGUUUUAUUACUGUUACAUACUAUACUUUAACAGUACAGACCCUAAUUUUAUUAUUUGUUGCUUCCCCAAUCUGAUACCAAAUGUUUAAAAUUGUUUGAAAUCCAAACAUGGUAGUGCAUGGGUAAAUAUUUUCUAGCCUGUUUAAGAGUUGACAGCCCAUAGCAUAGAAGUAAUCAAGUAGCAUCUGAGACUGUUGGAGGCACUCGGGUCACUGCCCAGGUCCUCUCUGGGCCCUGCAGCCUCACUUCCCCAGCCUCACCUUGCUGUCCUCUGGCACUGUGCCAUCGGGGCUGUUAGUGGCACCUGUGUGAGGCCAGGUGUGCGUCCAGGGGAACAGCACAGGUUAAUGCAUCUCCCUAGGACUCAUGAAGUCAGUUUAAUUUAUGCACGAACAUGAGUUUAUGUUUUAUAUGCUUUCUUAGAGAUACCAAACCAUCAUGCAUAAUUCAGAUAAAUUAUUCAGUUUUUGUGUUUAGAAAGCUAAGUCUGUGUAGCUGGAAACAAAAAUAAGCGUGUUUUCUCUCCUGUUAGAGUAUGCAGUUACACAUCCGUGGAUAAUUUCAUGUUCCAGCAGGGCUUGGCAUCUCCCAUGGACUGAUUCCCAGGAAGAAAAGCCCAAAGGGAAACCCGCGAUUCCUUUCGAGUAGACGUGGGAAAGAGCCCGUUGGAGGAUAUGGGGUCCUGUGAAAUUCAGUUGUGUGUGUGGCUCCUUGUUAGCAGUCAUGUUGACAUAGUAUUAGGAGGCUCCCCCAUCCACCCUUUACGUGAUGUAGGGACCAGUGUCUUGUGAGAUUAACCUUGGGACACAGUGGGUUAGCCUGGAGAAAACAAGAGGCCCCACCUGGACCCAGGGAGAGGAGCCAGUGACACAGGGAGAGCGGUGCAGCCCUCUUUCCCUUCCCUGUGGAGGAGGUGGUGCCAGGAGCCUGCCCGCUCACCUCUGCUGAAGCAUAAGUGGACUUUGCUUUUGGGGCUUCUCUCUGAUACAUGCUGGAGCCCUGCCUCUCCACUGCUAGAUGGAACCUGGAAUCUCUCAUCUACCUCUUAGUCGGUCAGUUUCUACGUGUGAGAAGCAAGCUUGUGGGCCAGUGUCCUUGUACAUGCUGUAGCACUUAAAAAAUAAUUCCAGGGUUCCCUGGAAAGCCAGUCCCAGGGUUCCUAUGAUCUGUAGUUUCUACCUGGAUUAUAACUGGUAUUGGGUACCUGAAUUUUGAUUGGUUAGCCUUAAUUAUAGUCUGGCGUGAUCAUGUAGAAUCUUUUCUGGUGAUCAGAUCAUAGAGUUCUAUCAAGGCAUCCAUGUCAGUGGUGCUAUGCUGGUUACAACUUGAGAUUUUGAAAUAAAAAAUUUGUCAUAUUCAUGCCUCUA